Messenger RNA from Prosopis cineraria, 1868 nucleotides. RefSeq names its product rho GTPase-activating protein 2. Gene Ontology annotation, molecular function: GTPase activator activity. The record is from RefSeq and is a predicted model, not a curated record. NCBI's taxonomy places the organism in Eukaryota, Viridiplantae, Streptophyta, Magnoliopsida, Fabales, Fabaceae. Gene Ontology annotation, biological process: signal transduction. The transcript has 4 exons. Bases 121 to 1515 code for a protein of 464 amino acids.
GUUCAAAACUCUCGAAUGCAACCCAACAAAACUCAUAAAUCCUCACCCAUCCCUCAAAUUUAAAAUCUCUGCAGUUCUCACUCCUGAAGAAGAGAGAGAGAGAGAAAGAGAGAGAGAGGAAUGACGGGGCUCGUGAUGGUGACGAAGGGCGGAGGGUGCGGCGGAGGGAAGGGAGCCAAGAGAGGAAGAACUGCCACCGAAGAAGAGCAGAACCAGCUGUCCCUCGUCGCAUUCCUUCUGGCGGCUCUGAGGAAGUCCAUGGUGGCGUGUCGGGUGGAUCGACCCGACGAGGUUAUCCCCUCUGUUCAUCACAUGGAAAUAGGUUGGCCCACCGAUGUUCAGCACAUCACUCAUGUCACUUUCGAUCGCUUCAAUGGUUUUCUGGGUCUUCCCGUUGAGUUCGAGAUCGAGAUCCCGGGUCGGGUUCCCAGCGCUAGUGUAAGUGUGUUUGGCGUGUCAGCAGAUUCUAUGCAGUGUUCUUAUGAUUCAAAAGGAAACAGUGUGCCCACUAUUCUCUUACAUAUGCAGGAGCGUUUAUACUCACAGGGAGGCCUAAAGCGGGAAGGAAUAUUUCGCAUAAACCCAGAAAAUAGUCAAGAAGAACAUGUGAGAGACCAGUUGAAUCGGGGGAUUGUGCCGGAUGACAUUGAUGUCCACUGUUUGGCGGGCUUAAUUAAAGCCUGGUUUCGAGAGCUUCCUUCAGGAGUACUGGAUGGACUUUCACCUGAACAGGUUCUUCAGUGCAACACAGAAGAAGAAUCUGUUGAGCUCGUGAAACAGCUCAAACCAACUGAGGCUGCCUUGCUCAACUGGGCUAUUGAUCUCAUGGCUGAUGUUGUAGAGGAGGAAGAAUUCAACAAAAUGAAUGCAAGAAAUAUUGCAAUGGUCUUUGCUCCAAACAUGACGCAGAUGUCUGAUCCAUUAACUGCUCUGAUGCACGCGGUCCAAGUGAUGAACUUGCUGAAGACCUUGAUAAUGAAAGCACUUAGAGAGCGUGAAGAAACAACAACAGGAGGAUAUUCACCCAUGUCAUUCCGUUCAUCAGAGCGCCAGUCUGAGGAUGGAUAUGACAGCCAGCAAGAAAUGGAGACCAGCGGAGAAUUAAGAGGAACCAAGUCAGAUUAUGAUGAACAUGCUCACUACAGCCACAGCAGCGAAGAAGAAGAAGGUGGUGCCGAAUCUUUAAGUGACAUAGAGGAAUGCUUCUUGAAGCAGUUGGAUGAGCACCCAAAAGAAUACUCAGAAGAACCUGCAGGAGAUGUGCUGGAGGACUGUGCUAGCCCCAUAAGUCACUCUGGCAGUAACAUAGGAACUGCUAUGUCAUUUAGUGAUACCAAAACCGAGAAUUCUUGCUUGAGUUGCUUUCAUGGUGAAAAAUCAAGGACAACCCAGACUGCCGGGGGAUCAAAAGUUACAAACAGUCCAUCACUAGGAUGUACAGGCAGCAAUGAUGUGGAGAUUAUGGUUACAUUUACAGGUUCUGUUUCACCUGUGCCAAUGUUUACCUCCAAUUAGGAACUUUAAAUUUUUGUUUAGUAGUGUCUGAGGACCUUGUUUCAGAUUUUGUCUUUACAAGCAGCAGGGCUUGCUUGUGUAAAUUAAUACAAGGGGGUAGGAAAUGUCUGGUUGAUGUGGAUUGUGUGAAGGGUCGUGUUCAGUUCAGGGCUGAACCUGACUUCUGUAUGUUCCAGUUCUCAAGUAUUCUAACCAUGACAGAUUAAGUUGAGAUGGGGAUAGGCUGCACUAUUUAAGGGGUAGCAACAUCUUCAUAUUUGAGAAAGGUGAAAGCUGGGUUUCAGCCUGAGAUGGAUGUGCUAUGUACGCUACGUAUAAUUAUAAUUUAAUGGAUUCCACUUCAUGUUUAAGCA